AUGAGCGACCAGAAGAGAGUCAAGGAUCUUGUGUCGGGGCUGGUCAUAGCCGCUGGCACAGUAUCGGCGUACUUUCUGUUCCGCGACCUCGUCGGCCCCUAUCUUGCCAAGCUUAUCGACCCCGAGCGCGAGAAGCACGAGGAGGCGCGUCGCAAGGCUCAGGCGAACUUGCAGCGGAUACGCCGGUCGAGAAAGGUCGAGGCCGGCGACGACGACGAUGGCACUGAUGGAUCCCGCCAUACGGUAAAGAUCGAGGACCUGGUGCUCAAUGAGUAUGAGAACCGGGUAGCCAUGGAGGUAGUUGCGCCCGAGGACAUUCCCGUCGGCUUCGACGCCAUUGGGGGCUUGGAAGACAUUAUCGAAGAGCUCAAGGAGGCCAUCAUCUACCCCCUUACCAUGCCGCACCUAUAUGCGCACGGCGGGCCACUGCUGGCCGCACCUUCGGGGGUAUUACUCUACGGGCCGCCAGGCUGCGGAAAGACCAUGCUAGCCAAGGCCGUGGCUCACGAGAGUGGCGCCUCCUUCAUCAACCUGCACAUCUCGACUCUCACGGAAAAAUGGUACGGCGACUCCAACAAGCUUGUCCGCGCCGUGUUCUCUCUGGCACACAAGCUACAACCGGCCAUCGUUUUUAUCGACGAAAUCGAUGCCGUCCUUGGCACCCGAAGAAGCGAGGAGCACGAAGCUAGCGGCAUGGUUAAAGCAGAGUUCAUGACACUUUGGGAUGGUCUCACAUCUACAAACGCGGCUGGUAUCCCCUCGAGGAUCGUCGUGCUUGGCGCCACAAACAGGAUCAACGAUAUCGACGAAGCCAUCCUCAGGCGAAUGCCCAAGAAGUUCCCCGUCAACCUGCCGGGGAAGGAGCAACGGCGCCGCAUUCUGCAGCUGGUUCUCGGGGACACAAGACGAGAUCCCGAGCACUUCGACAUUGAUUACAUUGCCAAGGUCACAGCUGGUAUGUCUGGUAGCGAUAUUAAGGAGGCCUGUAGGGACGCUGCCAUGAUGCCCAUGCGGGAGCACAUGCGGGAGCUCCGUGCUUCCGGUGGCUCUCUGUCUCGGGUGAAUCCUACGCACAUCCGCGGCAUUAGGACUGAGGACUUCUUCGGCCGCAGGGGUGGCGGCCGGGUCCUCGCGGAAGCUCGUUUGCGUCAUUCGAGCACGACCAACGGCCAGUCCAAGUCGUCGUCCAGCGAUGUUUUUGAGGAUGUGGACGACGAUCUGGUGCCGGAGCCCGUCGAGUAG
Lasiosphaeria miniovina is the source of this 1242-nucleotide messenger RNA. Its product is annotated as P-loop containing nucleoside triphosphate hydrolase protein. Gene Ontology annotation, cellular component: mitochondrial outer membrane. The record is from RefSeq and is a predicted model, not a curated record. Gene Ontology annotation, molecular function: ATP hydrolysis activity; ATP binding. Gene Ontology annotation, biological process: extraction of mislocalized protein from mitochondrial outer membrane. The transcript is spliced from 3 exons. Lineage: Eukaryota; Fungi; Ascomycota; Sordariomycetes; Sordariales; Lasiosphaeriaceae. The coding region runs from base 1 to 1242 and encodes 413 amino acids.